Molecule: messenger RNA, 1688 nt
Organism: Camelina sativa (false flax)
Lineage: Eukaryota; Viridiplantae; Streptophyta; Magnoliopsida; Brassicales; Brassicaceae
Product: putative xyloglucan galactosyltransferase GT15
Molecular function (GO): glycosyltransferase activity
Source: RefSeq, a predicted model, not a curated record
UUUAUCCCCCAAUCAAAAAUUCUUUUUACAAAACACCAGCAAACAAUAUCUAUUAAUAUAAUACAUUAUUUGCGUGUGACUUUGCGACCUUUCUCUCUCUUUUCAAUUGAGCAUGGAUCAUCAAAUCAAGAACACCACAAUGAUAAAGAACAAUAACAAUACAUCAGAUUCGAUCGAGAGCCAUCAUCAUCAUCAUCAUCCAUGGAAGCAAAAACCAACCGUUCUUUUACUUUUCCUAUCUCUUCUCACCAUCUCUCUCCUUCUCCUUCAUAUCUCCCAAAACAAAAUCAUCCUCAUCACCACCACCACAACAACAACAACCACUUCCAUCUCCGAUCAACAAAGCCGUCAAGAACCCUCCAGAGACGACACAUGUCUCGGCCGCUACGUAUAUAUCCACAAGCUACCAUCUCGAUUCAAUCUUGAAAUCCUUCAAGAUUGCCAGUCCAUUACAAGACCAAAGGACAAGAUCAGUAUGUGUAAGUAUCUCAAGAACUCAGGAUUCGGACCUCUGAUUAGUUCUGACUACUACUACUCUCAGAGCUGGUACGCGACUAAUCAGUUCAUGCUCGAAGUGAUUUUUCACGAGAAGAUGAAGAGUUACGAGUGUCUGACGAGUGACUCGUCGCUUGCUUCGGCUGUUUAUUUACCUUACUAUGCUGGUCUUGAUUUCCGGCGAAAACUACGGCGGCGUAACGUAGCUGCGAGAGACGCCGCCGGGAAGGAACUUGUUAAAUGGCUGAAGAAGCAACCUCAGUGGAAAGGUAUGUCAGGUAAGGACCAUUUCCUAGUAACCGGUCGGAUAUCACGAGAUUUUAGACGAAACUCCAACAAGAACUCCGACUGGGGAACCAACUUAAUGCUCUUACCAGAGUCACAAAACCUCACUUUCCUCACCAUCGAAAGGAGUCUAACGAGCCACAACGAGUUCGCGAUUCCUUAUCCUACUUACUUUCACCCAACGUCAAUCUCCGAGAUCAUCCAAUGGCAAGACAAGAUCAAGCUAACGAACCGGACGGUCCUCUUCUCAUUCGCUGGAGCUCAAAGACCAAGCAGAAACCAAAACGGUUUGGUUCGCACUGAAGUUAUAAAACAAUGCAAGAGUUCAUCUAAAACGUGUAGAUUUCUUGACUGUGACGUUAAAGCCAAUAGCUGCGAUGAUCCGAUCAGUCUGAUGAAACUUUUCGAGAGUUCGGUUUUUUGCUUACAACCACCAGGGGAUUCGUUAACCAGAAGAUCGGUGUUUGAUUCGAUUUUGGCUGGUUGUAUUCCGGUUUUCUUUAACCAAGGAAGCGCAUACAAGCAAUAUGUAUGGCAUUUACCUAAGAAUAAUAGUGAAUAUUCGGUUUAUAUACCGGUUAAGGAGCUGAGAACCGGAGGAAAGAACAAAAUCGAAGAGAUUUUGCGUGGAAUACCAAAUGAGAGAGUGGUUGGUAUGAGAGAAAGCGUAAUAAAAUUGAUUCCGAAGAUUGUGUAUGGUAAACCAAACCGGAACAAACCGGACGGGGAGGUUUUUGAAGAUGCUUUUGAUAUUGCUGUGAAGGGAGUGGUAGAGAAGAUACGAGGGAUUAAGAGAAAACAAAUUCAAGAGUGAGGACCAUAUUUCAUAAUUAGACGAAACAAUGUAUAUAUAUGUCCUACUCCUACAUUUAUUAUUGUUUUUAGUUGUUCAUUUGUCUUGUAGAAUG